Molecule: messenger RNA, 800 nt
Organism: Myxozyma melibiosi
Lineage: Eukaryota; Fungi; Ascomycota; Lipomycetes; Lipomycetales; Lipomycetaceae
Exons: 1
Coding region: 135-680 (181 amino acids)
Source: RefSeq, a predicted model, not a curated record
GGCGGAAGGACUCACAUCGUCCACCGACCAGGCUCGCGAAUUUGACCCACGAUCUUCCAGCUGCGUGUCUGCAGACCGAGAGCACGACCGGAAUGGAAAACAAGCUGCGUGCUGUUUGCUUGAGUUAUUAAAUCAUGGAUCCUGUCGGAGUACCCGCGCCUGCCCGUGCUCACCGCGGGUUCUUCGCGACGUCGCUGCAUAUCCACCUGCUCAUCGGAGGGAUAUCGUUUGUCUUCACCUUCGUCCUCACCCGCGUCCUCGGCAUGGUUCUGUAUUAUGUUCUGCAGCAGCCUGUGUCCUCCUUCUUCACAGACGGCGCGCUAGACGACUCCGCAGCCUCAGCGGCAUCCGCAAUGGCCACCACCGCCGCCGCCGCUGCCGCAGACGCAUCCACAUCGGCCGCUUCGUCGCACAUCACACUAAUCGACAAAUUCGUGCUCGUUUUCGAAGAAGAAUUUGGAUCCUCCGCGGCAAUCAGCCCGUCUGACGCCUACCUGUUUCGGUUCUGCGGCGUGCUGCUCUACACACUUUACGCCAUCGUCGUCGCUUUCGCGCUCUCGUUCUCCGCGCUCUUUCACUCUUUCUCGUUUAUCUUUUUUGUCUGGCGGAAGUGGAUCGGGAUCGGGAAGGGUUUGUACGGAUUAUGGAAUAGCGAUUCGGGGAUUACCGGGGUUUGGUAAUUGAACUUGUUAAUGAUAGAUGACAGUUGUAUUUGUUUUUUCUUUUGUGUGUUACAUGGUGUUGGUUUUGCUUUUCGGUUGAGGGUUGGCUUGGUAAUUUGAUAUUGCUUGUUUACUAGU